This is a messenger RNA of Pelobates cultripes (western spadefoot toad), 813 nucleotides long. Lineage: Eukaryota; Metazoa; Chordata; Amphibia; Anura; Pelobatidae. The record is from the annotation of a GenBank genome assembly.
AUCAGCCACGGUGCUACAGACUAUGCACUGACAGACAGACUUCAAUAUCCACAUGUUUUCAAAAUGAUGCCAAAUGACCGUAUCUAUUACACAGUUGUAGUUACAUUUCUGAAAUACUUCAAAUGGAACUGGGUUGGAAUUUUUUCCUCCGAUGAUGUAACUGGAGAGACAGAGAGCAAGGUUCUCACAGACUAUUUGGCCAGUAAUGAUAUCUGUGUCGCCUUCCGAAUAAAAAGUAAUAUUGAUUUACAUAAGGAACAAAUCCUUGAAAGAAAUAAAAUAAUAAUGAAGAAGUCAGGUGCUAAAAUAAUCAUAAUCUGUGGUUCCCACUCCCCUGCAACUUUUUCUAGGUUAACAUUAUUACUUGGGAAAGUUCAUGAUAUGAUUUUAAUUUAUUCAUCAUCCUAUUUUUAUAGUAUUGAAAAACAUGAAUUGAGCUUGCCAACCUUUGAUGGAAGUUUCACAUUAACACCUUCCAAUUGUAAUUAUUCGUGCCCUUGGAGAGUAUUUUCUUUGGAUCAUCCUUCAAAAUACCCAGAAGAUAAACUUCUCGAACAUACUUGGAUUAAAGGGUUAACGUGUUUAUCAUUAAACCAAUUAUCUGAUACAUUUUAUUCAAAGUUAUAUAGGUUAUCACUUAAAAACUGCUCUACCAAAUAUCAAAAGACAUUUUCAGAACAUGAAUUACCUGCUACAUUUUUAUCUCGAAUGAUUAACGGAUUGGAGUCCUUAGUUAAGUCUUUGCAAGCAACGCUGUUUCAUAAUAUAAGACUAUUUAAUAAAACAUUAAAGAACUUAAGUUUUAGGCAUCAG